Molecule: messenger RNA, 120 nt
Organism: Funneliformis geosporum
Lineage: Eukaryota; Fungi; Glomeromycota; Glomeromycetes; Glomerales; Glomeraceae
Source: the annotation of a GenBank genome assembly
AUGCCUAUAGAAAUUUUAGGUAAAAUAAAUUUAGAGGAAGUAUUAAAUAUUCAAAGCAUCGCAUCUAAUACUAAAAUUGGUUAUAUGCUUAAAAUAAUUGAUAUAUUUAAAAAAAAUUAA